AAUAAUAAUAAUAAUAAUAAUAAUAAUAAUAAUAAUAAUAAUAAUAAUAAUAAUAAUAAUAAUAAUAAUAAUAAUAAUAAUAAUAAUAAUAAUAAUAAUAAUAAUAAUAAUAAUAAUAAUAAUAAUAAUAAUAAUAAUAAUAAUAAUAAUAAUAAUAAUAAUAAUAAUAAUAAUAAUAAUAAUAAUAAUAAUAAUAAUAAUAAUAAUAAUAAUAAUAAUAAUAAUAAUAAUAAUAAUAAUAAUAAUAAUAAUAAUAAUAAUAAUAAUAAUAAUAAUAAUAAUAAUAAUAAUAAUAAUAAUAAUAAUAAUAAUAAUAAUAAUAAUAAUAAUAAUAAUAAUAAUAAUAAUAAUAAUAAUAAUAAUAAUAAUAAUAAUAAUAAUAAUAAUAAUAAUAAUAAUAAUAAUAAUAAUAAUAAUAAUAAUAAUAAUAAUAAUAAUAAUAAUAAUAAUAAUAAUAAUAAUAAUAAUAAUAAUAAUAAUAAUAAUAAUAAUAAUAAUAAUAAUAAUAAUAAUAAUAAUAAUAAUAAUAAUAAUAAUAAUAAUAAUAAUAAUAAUAAUAAUAAUAAUAAUAAUAAUAAUAAUAAUAAUAAUAAUAAUAAUAAUAAUAAUAAUAAUAAUAAUAAUAAUAAUAAUAAUAAUAAUAAUAAUAAUAAUAAUAAUAAUAAUAAUAAUAAUAAUAAUAAUAAUAAUAAUAAUAAUAAUAAUAAUAAUAAUAAUAAUAAUAAUAAUAAUAAUAAUAAUAAUAAUAAUAAUAAUAAUAAUAAUAAUAAUAAUAAUAAUAAUAAUAAUAAUAAUAAUAAUAAUAAUAAUAAUAAUAAUAAUAAUAAUAAUAAUAAUAAUAAUAAUAAUAAUAAUAAUAAUAAUAAUAAUAAUAAUAAUAAUAAUAAUAAUAAUAAUAAUAAUAAUAAUAAUAAUAAUAAUAAUAAUAAUAAUAAUAAUAAUAAUAAUAAUAAUAAUAAUAAUAAUAAUAAUAAUAAUAAUAAUAAUAAUAAUAAUAAUAAUAAUAAUAAUAAUAAUAAUAAUAAUAAUAAUAAUAAUAAUAAUAAUAAUAAUAAUAAUAAUAAUAAUAAUAAUAAUAAUAAUAAUAAUAAUAAUAAUAAUAAUAAUAAUAAUAAUAAUAAUAAUAAUAAUAAUAAUAAUAAUAAUAAUAAUAAUAAUAAUAAUAAUAAUAAUAAUAAUAAUAAUAAUAAUAAUAAUAAUAAUAAUAAUAAUAAUAAUAAUAAUAAUAAUAAUAAUAAUAAUAAUAAUAAUAAUAAUAAUAAUAAUAAUAAUAAUAAUAAUAAUAAUAAUAAUAAUAAUAAUAAUAAUAAUAAUAAUAAUAAUAAUAAUAAUAAUAAUAAUAAUAAUAAUAAUAAUAAUAAUAAUAAUAAUAAUAAUAAUAAUAAUAAUAAUAAUAAUAAUAAUAAUAAUAAUAAUAAUAAUAAUAAUAAUAAUAAUAAUAAUAAUAAUAAUAAUAAUAAUAAUAAUAAUAAUAAUAAUAAUAAUAAUAAUAAUAAUAAUAAUAAUAAUAAUAAUAAUAAUAAUAAUAAUAAUAAUAAUAAUAAUAAUAAUAAUAAUAAUAAUAAUAAUAAUAAUAAUAAU
Molecule: messenger RNA, 1581 nt
Organism: Calliphora vicina (urban bluebottle blowfly)
Lineage: Eukaryota; Metazoa; Arthropoda; Insecta; Diptera; Calliphoridae
Product: GATA zinc finger domain-containing protein 14-like
Exons: 1
Source: RefSeq, a predicted model, not a curated record